Molecule: messenger RNA, 189 nt
Organism: Arvicola amphibius (Eurasian water vole)
Lineage: Eukaryota; Metazoa; Chordata; Mammalia; Rodentia; Cricetidae
Product: keratin-associated protein 19-5-like
Exons: 1
Coding region: 1-189 (62 amino acids)
Source: RefSeq, a predicted model, not a curated record
AUGAGCUACUACCGCAGCUACUAUGGAGGCCUGGGCUAUGGCUGCCGAGGCUUUGGGAACCUGGGCUACAGCUAUGGCUGUGGAUGUGGCUUUGGAGGCUACAGCUAUGGCUCUGGAUGUGGAGGCUGUGGCUAUGGCUGCCGCCGUCCAAUUUACUAUGGAGGAUUUGGAUUCUCCCGCUUCCACUGA